UGCUCGUCCUGACGGCAGCGUAAGCGGCCCCGUGACCACCUGUGACCGCUGGCCCGAGCGCCGGUUCUGAGAGGGGAGCCAGCCCGGGCGGUGGAGGGCGGUGGCGGUGGCUGGGCCAGCGCGGCCGCAGCGGUAGCAGCAGCGGCAUCGCCAUCACCAUGUGGCUGAGCCCCGAAGAGGUGCUGCUGGCUAACGCGCUGUGGAUCACCGAGCGGGCCAACCCUUUCUUCCUCCAGCAGCGGCGGCGGGGCCACGGCAAAGGGGGCGGCCUGACGGGACUACUCGUGGGAACUUUGGAUGUAGUUUUGGACUCCAGUGCUAGAGUUGCUCCUUAUAGGAUCUUGCAUCAAACACAGGAUUCUCAGAUAUAUUGGGCAGUGGCUUGUGGCUCAAACCGUCAGGAAAUUACAAGCCAUUGGGAAUGGCUAGAGAAUAAUUUGCUCCAGACUCUUGCAAUCUUUGACAGUGAAGAAGAUAUCACUACCUUUGUCAAGGGUAAAAUACAUGGAAUUAUUGCUGAAGAGAAUAAGAAUCGACAGCCACAGGGAGAAGAAGAUCCUGGCAAAUUUAAGGAAGCAGAACUAAAGAUGCGCAAGCAGUUUGGAAUGCCUGAAGUAGAGAAACUUGUCAAUUACUACUCUUGCAGUUAUUGGAAAGGGCGUGUCCCAAGACAGGGCUGGCUGUAUCUCACUGUUAAUCACCUUUGCUUCUAUUCCUUCCUUUUGGGGAAAGAAGUGACCCUUAUAGUGCAAUGGGUAGAUAUAACACAGCUAGAGAAGAAUGCUACCCUUCUGUUUCCUGAGUGUAUCAAAGUGAGUACCAGAGACAGUGAACUCUACUUUUCUAUGUUCCUCAACAUCAAUGAGACCUUCAAAUUAAUGGAACAAUUGGCUAACAUUGCCAUGCGUCAACUAUUUGAUAAUAAAAGUUUCACGGAGGACAUGCUGCUUCCCAAACCCAGUAAGCCACUCAAGAAUAUCUCAGCACUCAAGAGGGAUCUGGAUGCCAGAGCCAAAAAUGAAUGGUACCGUGCUACUUUUCGAUUGCCCAAGGAUGAACGACUUGAUGGGCACACAGACUGCACUUUGUGGACCCCAUUCAAUAAAAUCCACAUUCUCGGCCAGAUGUUUGUGUCCAAUAACUAUAUCUGUUUUGCUAGCAAGGCAGAAGAGGCAUGUCAUCUCAUAAUACCACUUAGGGAGGUUACAAUUGUUGAGAAAGCUGACAGCUCCAGCAUUUUGCCUAGCCCACUUUCCAUCAGCACUCGAAGCAAAAUGACCUUCCUCUUCGCCAACCUGAAGGACCGAGACUUCCUAGUACAGAGAAUUUCUGACUUCCUACAGAGGACUCCUUCAAAGCAAACAUGCUGUGACAUAGGGCAAAAGAAGAGUAUUGGUGACCAUGCCUCUGAGGAAAUGUCUUCUAACAGUCCUCCUGCAGACAGUCCUGCUUCUCCUCUCAACAAUCAGCCUGUGAACAUUUGCACAGAUGAGGUACCCACAGCAUCUCAAGGACUGUUGAAAUUGUUUGGGACGAAUUCAGAAGAAUCCUCUGGAAUAAAAUGGGCAAAGGAGACAAUGAAAGAAGAAUCUUGGAACAUUCAUUUUUUUGAAUAUGGGAGGGGCAUGUGUAUGUACCGGACAGCCAAGACUCGUGAACUGGUGCAGAAAGGAAUUCCAGAGAGUCUUCGUGGAGAACUGUGGCUUCUGUUUUCAGGGGCCUGGAAUGAGAUGGCCACUCACCCUGGGUAUUACAGUGAUUUGGUGAAACAAUCUUUGGGAAAGUAUAGCCUUGCCACUGAAGAAAUUGAAAGAGACCUGCAUCGUUCAAUGCCGGAGCAUCCUGCCUUUCAGAAUGAACUAGGAAUUGCUGCUCUUAGAAGGGUACUAACAGCAUAUGCUUUUCGGAAUCCUACAAUUGGAUACUGCCAGGCCAUGAACAUAGUGACAUCAGUAUUGCUUCUGUAUUGUAAUGAAGAAGAAGCUUUCUGGCUCCUCGUAGCCCUGUGUGAGAGAAUGCUGCCAGAUUACUAUAACACUAGAGUGGUUGGUGCACUAGUAGACCAAGGCAUCUUUGAAGAAUUAACAAGAGAUUGCCUUCCCCAGCUGUCUGAGAAGAUGCAAGAUUUAGGAGUCAUUUCCAGCAUAUCACUAUCUUGGUUCCUCACACUUUUCCUUAGCGUCAUGCCUUUUGAAAGCGCAGUGGUCAUUGUUGACUGUUUCUUCUAUGAAGGCAUAAAGGUCAUCUUGCAGGUAUCCCUGGCCAUCCUGGAUGCCAACAUGGACAAGCUGUUAAAUUGCUGUGACGAAGGUGAAGCCAUGACUGUCUUGGGCAGGUACCUGGAUAAUGUGGUUAAUCGGCAGAGUAUUUUCCCACCUAUUCCUCACCUCCAUGCUUUAUUGACGAGUGGGGAUGAUCCACCAGUGGAAAUUGAUAUUUUUGAACUUAUAAGAACAGCCUAUGAGAAAUUCAGCCACUUGAAAGCGGAUGACAUUGAACAGAUGCGUUUUAAACAAAGAUUGAAGGUAAUCCAUUCUUUAGAAGACACUGCUAAGAGAAGUGUGGUCCGAGCUGUAUCUGGAGACAUUGGCUUUUCUAUGCAAGAAUUAGAAGAUCUUUAUGUAGUAUUUAAGGCAAAGCACUUAAUGACCUGUUACUGGGGAAAUCGUACUUCAGCUGCUCAACGAGACCAGAGCCUACCCUACUUGGAGCAGUACCGCAUCAACCUUGAGCAGUUCAAAGACCUGUUUGCUUCCCUUACACCUUGGUCUUGUGGACUCCACACGCCGGUGCUUGCAGAAAGAAUGUUCCGACUUCUGGAUGAAAACAAAGAUUCCCUUAUUAACUUUAAAGAGUUUGCAACAGGCAUGAGUGGAAUGUAUCAUGGUGAUCUGACUGAGAAGCUGAAACUCCUUUACAAACUACAUUUGCCUCCAGCUUUCAAUUCAGAGGAAGCAGAGUCUGCUCAGGAAGCUACAAACUACUUCACAGAUAAUAAUGCUACAGAAGUAUCUCCUUUUGUCUCAGAACUGGAUCUCUUCCUACGUUGUGAUUUGCAAGAAACAGAUAUUCAGGAAGAUAAAUCAGGAAGAGAUGGAGAAUCCAAAGAUCAAGAGAGGGGCACAAGUCCUCAUGAUUACAGAUACCACUUGCGAAUGUGGGCCAAGGAGAAAGAUGCCAGAAAAGAAACAAUCAAAGAUCUCCCUAAGAUGAGUCAGGAACAGUUUAUAGAAUUGUGCAAGACUCUAUAUAACAUGUUCAGCGAAGAUUCUUUGGAGCAAGAACUGUACCAUGCCAUUGCCACUGUUGCUAGCCUUCUCCUACAAAUUGGAGAGGUUGGCAAAAAGUUCUCUAAUCAGCCUGUUAAAAAUGACCCUGUAAGUAAAGAGUCUCCGGCUUCUGAUCAAAGUCAGAGUUCAAUCCUAGAGCAAUAUUCUCAGGCUACUCCAGAAGGCAAAGCUUCUGGGGACAUUCAAAAUGAGAAAAACCAACAGGAAAAUCAGAUUUUUGUAGAUGGAGGAGGUGAAGGUCCAGGAUCACCCAUACAGUUGUUUUCAGAUGAUGAAACUAAAGAUGAUAUGUCCAUGUCUUCAUAUUCUAUGGUUAGCACAGGCUCCUUACAGUGUGAAGAUAUUGCAGAUGAUACAGUUCUAGUUGGUUGUGAGGCAGGCAGCUCAGCUGCACGAAGUGGCAGCACCAUUGAUGCAGACUGGUCCAUCUCCUUUGAACAGAUUUUAGCCUCUAUCCUUACCGAAUCAGUCUUAGUAAACUACUUUGAGAAGAAAACUGAUGUUACACAGAAAAUCAAGGAGCAAAGGAAAAUUGAAAGACAAUUCAGUUCAUCCAGUGAUUAUGAACUCUCCUCAGUAUCAGGCUGAACUUGAGGAAUAAGGCAAAGGUUGGGCAAGAGGCAGGAGGUCUAGGAACCUAAUGGAUGGACAGGUUCCAGGUUUUUUUAACCAACAUCAGUAACUAUGCAUUAACUAAAGAAACCGAAUAAGGAGUUUAUCAUAGUGAUUCUUUGAUAGAUGAGCUUCCCUGGAGGAUAACUUGCUUGCCGAAAUAACAUUAAAUUCUUAAAAGCAUGAAAGGAUAGAACUGAAUAGCCUCUCGGCUUAAAAUUACUACAGUAAAUUAUGCAUGUGUGCCUCUGCUUGUCUUUCUUCAAUGCAGCUUAAUUUCAGGCACACCUCUGCUAUAUAUCCCUUUGCUUUGGGUUUCUUGGUAAUUAUUUAGAAGUGCAGCCCUGCUUUCUAUCUUUUCCCGGCUUUCCUGUGUCUGAACACAGACAUUUAAAACGCUGUAGAUAUUUCCACCUUGCCUAAAUCAACCUUGCUAGGCAUUGAUAAAUGCAGUGGAGUAACCUGUUAAAUGUAAAUAUGUUGUAUUCUCUUAUUCUUGGACUCUUGCAAUUCAAAAUGCCCCAGUGUCUUGGGACAGCUGGUUUCUAUCCCAAGUGAUUCAUUAAUAUUAAUCAGUACAGUACAUAACUUUCAGAAUUCCAAAGACAGAUUUUUUCUAAUAUCUUUUAGCCCUUUUUUAACUCUUCAGUGCCAUGUUCAUUUUUAAUUUUCCUGAAAGAAAGGAGUAUAAUAGCCAUUGAGAAUAGAGCUGAGGAUCACAAGAUACAGAAAACUUAACUGUCUGACUUUAGACCAUUUUAUUGUUUCUUCAUAAUUUGUGAUAGUAUGUAGCCUGAGCUCAUAACUUACAGUCUGUUACUUUUGAUUGCUGGAAUAAUUAGAAAGCCUGUGUAAGUCAUGAUUUUGUCUGUGAUCUGAAGUAGGUCUAAAUAAUUUUUUGUUGUUUGUAAAUACAUCCAUAGGAAAUGCAAAUGUAAAUGCAUAACUUACUUGCUAUGUGGUGAUCCAAAUGUUGUACAUCAUUUGAAUUGCAGUACAAUGGAAAGAUUGCAAUUGUAUAUGUAAUGUAUAUUAAUAGGUGAAGUUUAGAUCACCUUGUGUUCUGAUGAUGUAGUAUAAAUAUUCAGGACCCAUCCUCUACAAAAUCAUUUGUGGAUUGGAAGAAAAUUGGAGUUCCAUUUUGGAUUGAUAGCUUCCCUAUGGGAAGGCAUUCACUCUCAAGAAGCAUUAUUUGUUUAUAUUUGUAUACAUGCUCUGUACACUAGUUGCAUGAAUUAAAUUUAAAUUGUAUAAAUGCCAUGCAUGGUAAUUGCUGAACCAGCCAUUAGUGUUGUCACAUUGGCUGUUCAGAAGGAGAAAAGUCUAAAGAUCUUGAACAUAUGUAUCUAUGGAAUACACCAGUAGGUGCAAUACUCAGUGUUAUUCUGAUUGUGGCAUAUUCUGUAUAUUUAAGUCUCAAAUUUCAUAUUCAUGUAUCUGAAAGCAGAUAAUGAUGUUAGCUUUUACUAAUUCUUCAUAAUUUAUUACCUUUUAAUUAUAUAUAUAUUUACACACACGAAACAUACAUGUAAUUUUACAUUGUUUGUCUGAUCAAUCAUGUAUAUAGUCAAUAAAUGAAUCAAAUAAGUCA
Molecule: messenger RNA, 5493 nt
Organism: Ahaetulla prasina
Lineage: Eukaryota; Metazoa; Chordata; Lepidosauria; Squamata; Colubridae
Gene: TBC1D9B
Product: TBC1 domain family member 9B
Exons: 22
Coding region: 159-3878 (1239 amino acids)
Molecular function (GO): calcium ion binding
Source: RefSeq, a predicted model, not a curated record